Messenger RNA from Metarhizium brunneum ARSEF 3297, 2586 nucleotides. RefSeq lists its product as uncharacterized. NCBI's taxonomy places the organism in Eukaryota, Fungi, Ascomycota, Sordariomycetes, Hypocreales, Clavicipitaceae. Gene Ontology annotation, cellular component: cytoplasmic stress granule. Gene Ontology annotation, biological process: cytoplasmic stress granule assembly. Gene Ontology annotation, molecular function: mRNA binding. The record is from RefSeq and is a predicted model, not a curated record.
AUGCCUGUCCCCAAGAAAGAGGGCGCGUCGAGCGGAGGUGGUGCCGCCAGGGCCGAUGGCCGCGGGCAAAAUGGAAAUCGAUCAAACUUUCGCACAGACACAGCUAUCUCCAACAGCCGCCUUGGAAACGAACGCACAUUGCAGCCAUGGAUUCCUGAUGCGGCUGAUGGUGUGGAUGGCAGUCUGGAAGCUACGGCCGCUAGUGGACACUGGGACCAGUUUGCAGCAAACGAGAAGCUGUUUGGCCUACGAACUGAUUACGAUGAGAGCUUAUACACUACGGCCAUUAACAAGACCCACCCCCAAUUCCGUGAGAGAGUGGCCGCUGCCGACAAGAAGGCCAAAGAAAUCGAGCGUAGCGUUGCAACAACUGCCCAUGUUGCUGAGGAGCGCGUAAUGGACUAUGCUGGUGGUACCGGUGCUGGGGCCCAAAACGAAGAAGACAAGUACAGUGGUGUUCUCCGCCAGGACUUUCCUCCUUUAUCUGGGGGUGGCCGAGAAAACAGGUACACGCCUCCUGCAAAACGAGCACCUACAUCUCAGUCGACCGUGAAAGGCGCACCUGUUGACCCGGCUAUUAUUUCAUCACAACUCAAAGCUCCUGUCAAGAGACAGGCCGCUUCGACGGAGCAAACACGGCCACAAGCCUCAGAGGGGAUUAAGAAUGGCGUUCCUGUAAAAGCAGAGCCUCCGAAGGCGUCUACGCCCAAGACUACGGAAGAAACGCCUACCGAGUCCAAGCCUUCCCCUGUUCUGAACCUUCCUGCCGAAUCUCAGACACCCGAAUCAAAAACUACAGAGAAGGUGACCACUACCGGUCCGUCUUCUACUUCAUCCUCCCGAAAUGCGUCCUCCCAGCCAAAAGAACAGACCCCAAGCGCUACAGCUACUGUUGAGCAUGACGUCUUGAACUCUUUCAGGAGCUUUGCGUCCCGAGAGCGCGACAAUUUAGAGAAGGUUCGGAGCCACAAGGCCCGAGCUGAUAAGGAAGUCAAGUUGAACGAACUGAAGAAUUUCUCUAUUAGUUUCAAAUUGUCAACCCCGGUCCCCAAAGACCUUGUUUCGAUUAUUGCAAAAGACCCUGCAAAGCAAAAGGAAAUACAGGCAAAGGCCAUGAAAAAUGCGGAGGAUAUGGCCAAGACCAAGGCGGAUUCUGGUAGCAAGGACAAGGCCCAGCCCGUCAAGGACUCCGUAACGGCCAAGACUCCUGACACCAACACUUCUGCUAAUACAAGUGAUGGUCGUUCGUCACGAAGUGCUGUGGUACCACAGGCAUCUGGACCAGCUGGCAACGGUAGCAGGCAUACUGCACCUCGCCAAUAUUCACAGCAGCCGUUCCAUGCCCAACCUUUCCGGAGCAACCGAGGUCCUCAACAGCAGACCGGGAACCUUGCUCAAAGGCUUCGCAAUGUCGAGCAGCAAAGAUAUUCGCAGCCACCUGUCACUACGUCACAUAAUCUCGGCCAUGAAAUGCGUGCUCCCCCUACAGGCCCAUCUGGCAAUGUCGAUUCUGGCUUUAACAGGCGACUAAGCGGGGCUCCUGGUCAGAUGGGCGCCAAGUUGAAUCCCAACAGCCAUGAAUUCCGGCCUAGUCCCUUUGCUGCUACCUUCAAUCCCAAUAGCCAUGCCAGUGCUGGCUCUAGCCCACGGACCUCGGUCAACCAUGUCGCUGAAAGUCCUGUUCCCACAGCACCACAAACACCCGUCAUCCGCCGUAAAACGAAGAAGGUGGAUGUGAGCAAGUGCUUGAUUCUGUCACACAUCAGAACUGUGGCACCUCCCGCCGGCCGUAACUGGGACGACAAUGGCGGAUUACGUCCAUCAUUCGACACCUUACCAACGUGGCGACAGUUAAAGGACGAUGAAAAGCCCGAAUCGACCAUGCAUCUCACAUACACGGAACACUUUGACCGACAGCCGUUCAACGGCCCCUCGGCCGCGACCCCAAAUCCCACACAUGUUGUUCCUCAGAUGCCACACCAGCACCAGCUUCCAUUCCACCUUCAGCAUGGUGCCCAUGGCUUGGGAACUCGACAGUCACCACAUAUGGCACCUAUGCAAAUGCACGCACCACAGCAUGGUCCGGUGCCCAUUCCGCCAUACGGUACUGAGGAUCAUCGGAUGAUGCCCUCUAACUCAGCUCAGUCGUUUGCCUCUCCGCGUAUGGGUCAGCUUCCAGUUGCGUAUCCUGGCCAAGUCCCAUAUCAACAGCCGGUUUUCAUGGGCCCUGGCAACCCGCAAAUGGGACAAUACCGCAGCUUCUCCAACAAUCCUCAUUACGUGCCACACCAACAAAGCCAGAUGGCAGGCCCCAUGAUCAUGCAGCCCCAGUUCAUCCAUCCCCAAGGAAUGGUUGCGGCUCCUCAGAUGAUGUACCAUGGCGGCCAUCCACAGUACAUGCCGCCAACUGGGCCACCGCAGCCAGGUCCAGGCGGUAGUGGCUAUCCCAGCCCAGGACGCCCAACUGCACCUGUCAUGAUGCAUCAAGGCUCCCAACAGGGCCAGCCAGUGUAUGGCAUGAGCCCCAGCGUGCAGUACAACCAGCCUGCAUACGGUCCAGGGCAGCCCAGUGGACCAAGUCAGUGA